Petromyzon marinus (sea lamprey) is the source of this 4414-nucleotide messenger RNA. The record is from RefSeq and is a predicted model, not a curated record. NCBI's taxonomy places the organism in Eukaryota, Metazoa, Chordata, Hyperoartia, Petromyzontiformes, Petromyzontidae.
UCAUUGUAAAGUGGAUUUGCAUAAUAUAGAUGUCAGCUUUGUGUGUUUUUAUGUUAAUUUAUUAUUUGUAGAUGAGGACAUUGUUAUGAGUAGCAUGGGAUAUUCAACUUGGCUGACCCUGAAAAUAUUUCCAUAUCCCCUAUUUCCUGCCACAAUACACUUCCCUGAUUGGUUGCUGUAAGCAGGCAUUAAACUAUAAGUGUCUGUCCAACGCUCACAGAGCUGACCACUCCUGCUGUAGUCUGCAAGGCUGGUGUCUUAAACUAAUAACCGAUUCUGUUCUCACUCUAGUGCUCACAGUAAAUCUUCACAAGUUGCGUUGGGGCUUUUGUUACCUGCAGCGGUUUGUUUUUAUUGUAUUUACAGGCUUCUGAUCGCUGUAGAGUUAGAGAGAGUUGCGUGGUAUCGCUGCUUAUCCAUGGGGCUCUUCAAAUUGCCGCUGUUUCUGAGCAUUUCCACGACACUUUUAUGUGCCGUUGUUGUGAGGACAGCAGUGUGCUUCUCAGCAGAGGAUUGCAGUGGGAUUCCACCAAAAAAAUGGUCCGAGGAGCCGCCACACUCAUGCCUUGAAAUCAAACAGAAGACAAAAACAGAGAGAGAUGGGCUAUACUCGCUGCAAACGAAGAGCGGGCAGUCCUACCAGGCGUUCUGCGAUAUGAACACCAACGGAGGAGGCUGGACCCUGGUCGCCAGCGUCCACGAGAACAACAUCGCGGCCAAGUGUACCACGGGAGACCGCUGGACCAGUCAGCAGGGCAGCAAUUCUGCAGUUCCAUUCAUAGACGGGGAUAAAAACUGGGCCAACCUCAACACAUUUGGUGUGCCCGAGUCGGCGACUGAUGACGACUACAAGAACCCGGGAUAUUACGAUCUGGAGGCAAAUGACAUAGCAGUGUGGCAUGUUCCUAACGGGACUCCUUUACCUGCGUGGAAGACAUCAUCGCUCUUUCGCUACCACACGGAGUCGAAGUUUCUGGCUGCCUUUGGAGGAAGCUUUUAUUCCUUUUUCAAGAAUUUCUUCCCAUUAACGUACAAUUCCGGAAGCUGUCCCACCAAUAACGGGCCUGCCUACCCCAUUGUUUAUGACUAUGGAAGUGACGCAGUCGUCAAUUCUCUCAGCUGCCCUAACUGUUUGAGCGGAACGACAUCAGGGUUUGUACAAUUCAGAGUGUUUAACAACGAGAGAGCCCCAUUUGCCAUCUGCUCUGGGUUGAAGGUCGUCUCCAACUGUGACACUGAACAUUUCUGUGUAGGCGGAGGCGGUUACGUGCCUCAGGAAUCCCCGAAGGAAUGCGGUGACUUUGGUGCCUUCGACUGGAACGGCUAUGGGACAGGUGUGGAAUGGAGCGCAUCAAAGAAGCUGCUGGAAUCCGCCAUCCUCAUCUACUACCGUUAAUCUGCCACCUGAAAAGCGCCCCGUGAGCAACUAAAGUGAAUUUAUUUACAAAAAAUUGACAGACAUAAGGUUAGUGCUAGGGUAGGAGCAGGGGACCUCACUGACUGGCGGGCCGAAUGUUGCUUACGACUCAAUUUCAUACGGCCCACAGUCGGAAGACCCAAACAAUAUGUAUCCAUUACUGACAGCAUCUUUGCUGCACUAAUCGGCGCAUGAGAAUGAAAUAUUUUCUUUUUACAGAUAUGUUUCGUAUAUUUAGAGUGCCCAGUUACUUUCCUCAAUGUAAGGGCCUCAUUUUGCUCUAUCGACACGCACAUUAAUUUUUCAGUCAUUAUUAUAAAAUGCUAAGGUUUAUGUUAAUGUGUGGUCUGCCAGAGAUGAUUUAAAGUCCUAUUCGAUCGUCCAUAAAGAACGUAUACCCCAUCCCUUAUACUCCGGAUUGGUCAUCCAGUUAUGGUCAGGAUGAGUAGAUUGUCCUCUCUUCUAACAAUUUGUAUCCACCCCAACCCAGACCCAUAGUCAUUAUUGCCGAGUCUGGCAUUUUCACUUGUUGUUCACUUUUCACUUUGUGUUUUAAAGAAUUACCAAAUAAUAAUAAAUAGCCGAGGCAAUUGAAUAUUUUAUUUCUGGGACACUAUUUUUUUCCAGGGUGCACUUCACUCCGCGACUGGGGUACCAAUCAAUCCGAAAUCAAUGCUUCUCCGCAAUGUCGAAACGCUAAACAUCAGCAUAAAAAAUCCUUAUCGAAAUUUUUUACUUUGAAUAGUGCAUCGUGUCAGCUCGUCGAGAUGAGUCGAUUGCCGCAUCGCCGACCAUCAACAUGCUAAAAGUGACUGCUUCACGGACAUUAUGCGAGAGCCGGGGUGCUAUGGUACCCCGGGGUACCGCCAUAAGGUUCAUUUUAAGAACACUACUUUCAGCGGUUUCAGAUCUCCCACAAAAAUAAAAAACAAAUCCCAAAUUUGGCCCACAAAGGGGGCGAAGGGGGUCAGUGGUGUAGCCAUCGAUUCUGCAGGAAGUGCAACUGCACCAGGGCCCACACAGGAGAGGAUCGCUCAGGCGGCAGGUCAUGAAGAGGGGAGGAACUGGACAGGGUGCCCCAUUUCAUUACCUGGGCCCAGUGCCCAGGUAAUGAAAUGUUGCCCACACGAUCCAGCUGUGAUGACAAGGUUACGUCAAUGCUCUCUCUCCCCUUGUCAUUCGGGGGGGGGGGGGGGGUGAUAUGGCUUAGCGGUAGCACGCUCUCCACCUCAUUCAGAUGUCCACGGUUCGAAUGCAGCGGCCACCCCUGAUUAAUACUGAGGGUGAGAUAAUUAUAAGAAUCAUCAUAUGCGCCAUCAGCUUUGGAGUGGACGUUCCAGAUCCCCUUACAUCAUCAUUCACAAGACUAGGCCAUUGGGUGCCAGUUUUAAGAUCCACAUUUUCUUAUCAUGAAACUAAUCUGCAACUUACUCCAUUGGGAUUAAACGUAAGCAAUCGGCCCCAAACUGGCAGACUAAUGCCCGUUUGCAGGCCAGGUACCGGGUCAGCUUGUGCCAACAGGGCCAGCUGCUACUGGGGCUGCCCUGUCGAAUGUGUUGAGAUGAGAUGUGACGUGAAAGGAGGGCGCUAUUAUAAACAAAAACAAAUUAAUCCUACAAUUACUCUACAUUCACUUGUUCUACUCUAUAUUCACAUGUUGUACUUAAGAGCAGAGAUCCUUGCAUAUUCCUACAAUACCCUUAUAUCUCAAGUAACACUUUUAUCUCACGUUACAGUCCAACUGAUAUAUUCGUUACAUUAUACAUGCUGCACUAUUUCUUUAAUUAAUUUGCCAUGUCUACAUAUUUGAAUGCCUCAAUAGUAUGCCCCGUACAGCAUUGGUCAACUUAUUCCUGGCCUUAGCCCAGUAUCUGUGAAUCCCUUAAGGUCACUGCUCUUGACGAAUUUUCAGGAGGGUGGUGGGGGGGUAUCACUUUCGCUGAUAAGACAUCGUCAGUGUAAGGGUGCCGCCACACAUUUGAAACCAUUGGGGGGUUUGACAGCAGCACGAUCAUGAUGAUGGGGAAGGGGGGGUUCACAUUCUUGUACUGUGGUGGGGGCCGCACGUCAGGGGCCGCACUAAAGGCCACCAGGGGCCACCGGUUGGCCCCGCGUGGGCCUUGCAAUGAAGAGCCACUUGCCGACAGAGAGAGGCAGCAGACGUCCUCCUGUGGUUAGAUUGAGGAGGUGCUACUCUGCCUCAAAAGAGUCGAACUAAUCCUCUCCAGGUAAAUAGGCCUGACAAGCCUUGGCAAUUGACCUCGUGGUUAGUUAGCCAAUCGAAAUCCAGCACCGUUUCUGUUAAUGGCCACGUGCUUCCUCACUUCAAAGUUCAUCGAAAAUCCACGUUUAUUUUUGCUUUGAAGACAGACAAAACUUGAUGAAAAUUUUUUGUUCAAUGAUAGAAAAAAAAACAGUUACCGCUUUCUGUCAGAAGAGGGAGAUACGUCCCCUUAACUGUUGAAUCCUCAUCCGCACUUUGCUUUUAAUCAGCUCAACAAUCCACGUGGAAGAUUGAAAACCCCCUUUAGCUAAACCUGCACCGUAUUCUGCCAAACUGCGUAAUGCAUACCUGUCAACCCUUUAUCAGCGCCCAGCUUAUUACAGACCAAUUCAGACCUUUUUGGUCACCCCGUGCCCUUAUAAUUCUCAAAGUUCAUCCUACAAAGUCCCAUCACAAGGGAGAAACACAAAGUAAAAAAAAAUGGAUUUUUUCGCCCGUUUUGAAGCGACUGUACGCCGUAUGGACCUGAAAACUCAAUUUUCCUGAUCAAAAGAAUUCGGGGUAAAACCGCGUGGGUUGACACGGUACGGUCAUGGGAAAACCCCACCGUGUCUAGCAUGUGUAGAGGUGUUAACUAUGCGCUGUUGCGUAACCUGCGUUGCCACCAGGGCAGUGCAGCAUUACCUCUGGGUACAACGGUUGGGGUCAGUCGAGGUGAAACGGAUCGUGGCCAGGGUUUGGUGCGAACCAAUCAGACGGUUCCACGUGGGAAU